Molecule: messenger RNA, 307 nt
Organism: Saprolegnia diclina VS20
Lineage: Eukaryota; Oomycota; Saprolegniomycetes; Saprolegniales; Saprolegniaceae
Exons: 3
Coding region: 1-243 (80 amino acids)
Source: RefSeq, a predicted model, not a curated record
AUGUUCUUCCGUCCCGGCGCGACCCUGCGCGUGAACCGCGCGAUGCAGCGCGCGCUCGACCGCGGCUCGUCGCGCUCGACUGCGAACGCGAUCCGGAGGAUUCACAACCAGAAAGUAGUCUUAGAGUCGCUUGUCCGCCCUGCGCUGGUUGCCGCGACGCCGAUGCUCGUCGAGGCCGCGGGCUACAUGGUCGAUGUUCGCAGCAUGUUUACGAGCUUUGAAGAGGACGACGAUGGAACAUAACGGCCGGCGCGCCCGCGCCCUGCGCCUUCAUCAUUGCUCCUCCGAGGUCCGAGAAGGUCGCGGU